Closterium sp. Naga37s-1 is the source of this 2277-nucleotide messenger RNA. The record is from the annotation of a GenBank genome assembly. NCBI's taxonomy places the organism in Eukaryota, Viridiplantae, Streptophyta, Zygnematophyceae, Desmidiales, Closteriaceae.
AUGCUCAGCGAAGGCGGGGCACAUACGAAUGUGACUGUUCAGGAGGCGCACGAGGUGAAGGAGGAGGAUGUUGCAGGGCUGCUGAGGAGAGAGAGACGGAACCCCAAGCUGCGAGGGGGGCUGAGUGAAGCAGAGGUGGAAGAGGUGAAGAGCGAGCUUGCAGGGCUGCUGGGGAGAGGUGCUGCAAGUAUAUUCGGCAUGGAUGCAGCGUCCGGUGCAGCAGUGGCAGCGCUGCAGCUAUCCCCGUCAGACCACGUUCUCGACCUCUGUGCUGCCCCAGGUGGGGUUGCUAAUUGCUCCUCAUUUUAUGCUUCUCUCUCAGCACACUCGGCAGUGGCAGCGCUGCAGCUAUGCCCUUCAGAUCACGUUCUCGACCUCUGUGCUGCCCCAGGUGGGGUUGCUAAUUGCUCCUCAUUUUAUGCUUCUCUCUCAGCACACUCGGCAGUGGCAGCGCUGCAGCUAUGCCCUUCAGAUCACGUUCUCGACCUCUGUGCUGCCCCAGGUGGGGUUGCUAAUUGCUCCUCAUUUUAUGCUUCUCUCUCAGCACACUCGGCAGUGGCAGCGCUGCAGCUAUGCCCUUCAGAUCACGUUCUCGACCUCUGUGCUGCCCCAGGUGGGGUUGCUAAUUGCUCCUCAUUUUAUGCUUCUCUCUCAGCACACUCGGCAGUGGCAGCGCUGCAGCUAUCCCCGUCAGACCACGUUCUCGACCUCUGUGCUGCCCCAGGUGGGGUUGCUAAUUGCUCCUCAUUUUAUGCUUCUCUCUCAGCACACUCGGCAGUGGCAGCGCUGCAGCUAUGCCCUUCAGAUCACGUUCUCGACCUCUGUGCUGCCCCAGGUGGGGUUGCUAAUUGCUCCUCAUUUUAUGCUUCUCUCUCAGCACACUCGGCAGUGGCAGCGCUGCAGCUAUGCCCUUCAGAUCACGUUCUCGAACUCUGUGCUGCUCCAGGUGGGGUUGCUAAUUGCUCCUCAUUUUAUGCUUCUCUCUCAGCACAUUCGGCAGUGGCAGCGCUGCAGCUAUGCCCAUCAGAUCACGUCCUCGACCUCUGUGCUGCCCCAGGUGCCAAGCUCUGCUUGAUUCUGGACGAGCUCUCGUCCGCCCCUUGUACAGCACAACAGGAUGUUUCUUGCAGCUCAGUCCCUCUCAGCACCACAGCACCCACUGAAAUUGGCACAGUAUCAGGUAGUGCACCCGACACACCCAGUGUAACCGGCACAGUGACAGCGGUGGACGUCUCCCCGGCUCGCCUGGCUGCAUGUCGCCCCUGUGAAUUGGUACCCGCCAGCAGCACUGCAACGGGCACCGUGUUGGGCAGUGCAGCUAGCAAGGGCAGUGCACCCGACACACCCAGUGUAACAGGCACAGUGACAGCAGUUGACGUCUCCCCGGCUCGCCUGGCGGCCUGUCGCACGCUGCUGCAGAAGCACCGGCUCACAGACAGGUGCCGGCUAUUCCUGGGGGAUGGCACUGCCUUCCGGCUUGGACCUCCUAUAUCUAAGCCGGGAAUGGAAUUGGGGUUAGGAGUAGGAUCAGCUAAGCCACGUGGCACUAAGCUGGAGCAGGUGUUGCCACGUGUUGCUGAGGGAGAGGAAAGAGCAGAGAUGGAUGAAAAGGCAGUGAUGGGUGAAAGGGCAGGCAUGGUUGGUGGUGGUAGUGAGCGUGUUUCAGAGAAAAAGGAAGACGAGGAGAGUGCAGGGCUGUGGGAGCAGGAGGGAAGAGAGGGGCAGGAUGGAGAGGAGAGAGAUGAAGGGGAGGAGAGAGAGGAGGGGGAGGAGAGAGGCGAGGGGGGAGGAGAGCAGCAGGAGGGAGAGGGACUUGGCAGUGGUGGGACACGGGUGCUGGGUGUGGCAGGGAUGGGUACGACAAGGGUGCUGCGUAUGAGAGACGAGCGGCCGAGCUCUUCUUCGCUGGGUGUUGGGUGCGGUGGGGAUGGGUAUGAUAAGCAGUCCGCCCAGCUCCCGCCGCUCCAGUCUCAUACGCAGCACCCUGACAGCGGCCAAGCAUUUCUUGCUGGGCUGGGCGGACUGCGUGGCAUUGCAGUGGUGGGGCACGGGUGUUGGGUGCGGUGGGGAUGGGUGCUGGUAGACGCAGAGUGCACGCACGACGGCUCGCUGAAGCACAUUCUCAAGUACGACUCAUGGGGAUGGCACACUCUCAACAAAAGAUUCCUGGAUCCCCAGAGACUCAACUCGCUCUCAGCACUGCAGCGCUCUCUUCUCGAGACUGGCUUCCUGCUGUUGAAGCCAGGAGGCAGGCUGGUGUACUCUACAUGCAGGUGA